AUGCAAGGCCAGUCUGGGUUAGACAGCAUCGUCGCAUCAGAGAGCGGAGAACAUCCGACAAUCAUAGCCGAGAACAAGUCAGAGAUCGAGAAUGAUACACAUUCCUUAUCGGAUGCCUCCAGCAAUACUGCCGAAGAACAUGAGGAUCCAGAAAAUCCUCCACCUCUAGAGCGCCAGUUGACCGAGCUAGGUCCUCCCGUAAAGGUCGCCCGACUCAAGCGCAGAGGGUUGUUCGGUCAGUUGGCAUUGGUGGCAGAAGUUGAAAAUCCGAAGACAUAUCCUCGCAAAACGAAAUGGUUCAUCACAUUUGUCGUCGCGCUUGCUGGAGCCACAGCACCAAUGGGCAGCGCCGUCUUUCUCCCUUCACUAUCACAAGUAACCGAGGACUUGAAUACAACAACCACCAUCACUAAUCUGUCAAUCGCUUUGUAUAUGCUGGCUAUGUCUAUAUUUCCAUUGUGGUGGUCAUCAUUCAGCGAACGACUUGGACGACGGACUGUUUACCUCGCUUCUUUUGCUCUAUUUGUGGUCUUUAACUGCCUUUGCGCUAUCUCAAAUUCCAUCGCCAUGCUGAUUGUAAUGCGCAUGUUGAGUGGUGGCGCUGCUGCUUCUGUCCAGGCGGUUGGUGCUGGCACCAUCGCCGAUAUCUGGGAAUCCAGGGAGCGAGGACGGGCCAUGGGUAUCUUUUAUCUAGGUCCGUUAUGUGGGCCUUUGUUUGCACCCAUUAUCGGUGGACUCCUAGCUCAGCGCUGGGGAUGGCGGAGUACCAUGUGGUUCCUCUCUGCAUUUGGUGCGCUCACUCUUAUAUUUAUCUUGUUCGCCCUUCCUGAGACGUUGAUGGCGCAAAAGCCCGUUUUGGCUGAAUUUGAGGACGACGAAGAUCCAGCUACCAGCCGCCCGUUGAGUCGAGUCUCAUCGCAGCAGGUUGUUCGGUCCACUGCAAGGUGGCUCAAGACAAUGAAGAUAAUCUUCAUUGAUCCGCUCAAAAUCAUUCUCUAUCUCCGGUUCCUCCCCGUCCUUCUCUCUGUCUACUAUGCUAGUAUUGCCUUUGGUUCCCUCUAUGUCCUCAAUAUCAGUGUUGAGCAUACCUUCGCAGAGGCGCCAUACAACUUCUCCACCAUCAUCGUUGGCUUGCUGUACAUUCCAAACUCGCUGGGCUACAUGGUGACCAGUAUCUUUGGAGGUAAAUGGAUGGACAGCAUCAUGCAACGGGAAGCGAAGAAGGCAAAUCGAUAUGACGAGAAAGGCAGACUGAUACUAAGACCAGAAGACCGAAUGCGUGAGAACGCAUGGCUUGGUGCCUUCCUAUACCCAGCAGCUCUCAUCUGGUACGGUUGGGCAGCGGAGAAGGGAGUGUUUUGGCUUGUCCCGAUGAUUGCCAAUUUCUUCUUUGGUAUGGGCUCCAUGCUCAUUUUCAGUAUGGUAACCACCAUGCUCACCGAAUUCAUGCCAAAAAGGUCCUCGGAAGGUGUAGCUCUCAACAACUUCAUGCGAAAUAUCUUCUCCUGCAUCGGCUCCGUCGUCACUGCUCCGAUCAUUGAUGCUAUCGGCAAUGGAUGGCUGUUUACCAUCCUUGGCCUUGUCAGUUUCGCAAGCAGUGCCGUCAUUUUCCUGAUGAGAGUCAACGGCCCUAAGUGGAGAAAGACUAUGGAUGUGCACCUGCAGACUUAG
Penicillium griseofulvum is the source of this 1671-nucleotide messenger RNA. Its product is annotated as MFS transporter. The transcript has 3 exons. Lineage: Eukaryota; Fungi; Ascomycota; Eurotiomycetes; Eurotiales; Aspergillaceae. Gene Ontology annotation, biological process: transmembrane transport; intracellular polyamine homeostasis. The record is from RefSeq and is a predicted model, not a curated record. Gene Ontology annotation, molecular function: polyamine transmembrane transporter activity. The coding region runs from base 1 to 1671 and encodes 556 amino acids.